CCCGGGACUCACGCUGGACCAGACAAGGGAGCGACUUGGCCGGUUCCAGUUUAAGUAUGAAGUCAUGCUAGAACAACUACUGAGCUGUAAAUUGGAAGGAAGAUAAUUUCUUCUUGUGGAGGAAAAGAAAGGUGAAUAACCUCAAUGGAAGACUCUCAGGAUCUAAGUGAACAGUCAGUGAAGAAGCCGUGUCCAGAGUCCGAUGGUUCAGAGCCGCAGAAUCCCAGGUCUAUGGAAAUGCAGGAUCUAGCCAGUCCUCAUAAUCUUGUUGGAAGUAGUGAUGCACCAGGUAGUUCCAAACUGGAUAAAUCUAAUCUCAGUAGCACAUCAGUCACAACAAAUGGAACAGGAGGAGACAACAUGACUGUGUUAAAUACUGCAGACUGGUUGCUGAGUUGCAGUACUCCCUCCUCUGCAACAAUGUCUCUUCUUGCAGUCAAAACAGAACCCAUGAACAACAGUGAAACAGCAACAACAACUGGAGAUGCAUCGCUUGACACUUUUACUGGGUCAGUAAUAACAAGUAGUGGCUACAGUCCCAGAUCAGCGCACCAGUACUCUCCACAGAUAUAUCCCUCCAAGCCCUAUCCGCACAUUCUUUCUACACCAGCAGCUCAAACAAUGUCUGCCUAUGCCGGACAAGCCCAGUAUUCAGGAAUGCAGCAACCAGCGGUCUACACAGCCUAUUCACAGACAGGACAACCCUACAGCUUACCCACUUACGAUUUGGGUGUAAUGUUGCCAGGCAUCAAGACGGAAAGUGGGCUCUCGCAGACCCAAUCUCCACUGCAGAGCGGGUGCCUCAGUUACAGCCCAGGGUUUUCCACCCCACAGCCAGGCCAAACUCCCUACUCUUACCAGAUGCCAGGUUCUAGUUUCACACCAUCAUCCACUAUUUAUUCAAACAAUUCUGUUUCAAAUUCUACAAACUUCAGUAGUUCACAGCAGGAUUAUUCGUCAUACACAGCUUUUGGUCAAAAUCAGUAUGCACAGUAUUACUCAGCAUCAACAUAUGGUGCAUAUAUGACCUCAAACAACACAGCUGAUGGCACUUCAUCAUCAUCAACCUACCAAUUACAGGACUCUCUCCCUGGCUUGACUAGUCAACCAGGGGAGUUUGACACAGUACAGAGCCCCUCCACGCCAAUCAAAGAUCUUGAUGAGAGAACAUGUAGGAGUUCUGGGUCAAAGUCUCGGGGUAGAGGGCGGAAGAAUAAUCCAUCACCCCCUCCAGACAGUGACUUGGAGCGUGUAUUUGUUUGGGAUUUGGAUGAAACAAUCAUAGUUUUUCAUUCGCUGCUUACAGGAUCAUAUGCGCAGAAGUAUGGCAAGGAUCCACCCAUGGCAGUCACCCUUGGACUGAGAAUGGAAGAAAUGAUUUUUAAUCUUGCUGACACACAUUUGUUUUUUAAUGAUUUAGAGGAAUGCGAUCAAGUUCAUAUAGAUGAUGUUUCUUCUGAUGAUAAUGGACAAGACCUAAGUACCUACAGUUUUGCAACUGAUGGCUUCCAUGCAGCUGCAAGUAGUGCAAACCUUUGUCUGCCAACAGGUGUAAGAGGAGGGGUUGACUGGAUGAGGAAGCUGGCUUUCCGUUACAGAAGAGUAAAAGAGUUGUAUAAUACUUACAAGAACAACAUAGGAGGACUCCUGGGUCCCGCUAAAAGAGAUGCAUGGUUACAAUUAAGAGCAGAGAUUGAAGCUCUGACAGAUUCCUGGCUAACAAAUGCACUUAAAUCAUUAUCAAUUAUCAGCACAAGGAGUAAUUGUGUAAACGUGUUGGUAACAACAACCCAGCUUAUCCCAGCACUUGCAAAAGUUCUACUAUACAGUUUAGGAGGAGCUUUUCCCAUUGAAAAUAUAUACAGUGCAACCAAAAUAGGCAAAGAGAGCUGUUUUGAGCGUAUAGUGUCCAGAUUUGGCACUAACAUAACUUAUGUUGUGAUUGGAGAUGGCCGAGAUGAGGAACAUGCAGCUAAUCAGCACAACAUGCCUUUCUGGAGGAUAUCCAGUCAUUCGGACCUCUUGGCUCUCCACCAAGCACUGGAACUAGAGUAUUUGUAACUGUGUUCUAAAGCUGGUGAUCCUUUUAUAUAUAUAUAUAUACAUAUAUAUAUAUAUAUAUUUCAAGUACACUGAAUUUUUAAGUGUGAUUCAAUGCCUCUGGCUUUACACAUAUGAAUUGUCUUAAGAAGGGAAGAAAUAUUUGGAAUUGAAAAUUCCAAAUUGAAGAAUUCAGAUUGCUGAAUGAAGUUAAAACAUUAGUGCUACGUAAGAAAGCUCUAUGGUCUUAUAUAUGCAACGUUUUUAAAUGAAUUAGAACUGUGGAGGUUGCUGGUACACACCAAGUGAGCCCUGACAGGAGUGAACAAAGGACUCGAACUGGCAAAGCACCAAAACUCAUUUUCCAGCCAACAAGGUGGUGUUCAACAACAUUCCUCAAAAUGGGAUAUAUUCUCAGCACUGAGGUUUGAACCAGACUUUAGCCUACCUAACCCAAAAAAUCUGAAUUGGAAUGCACUCAGACUGUAUAAUGACAAUCCUGUCUAGACCUGUAAUUUGUGUAAAUUAUUGAUGAAAAUAAUUUACUGUGACUUUAUUAGCAGCUGAUUUUGGAAGUGAAUGCAAUUUUUCUUUCUUUUUUUUUGGGGGGGGUGGCAGGGGAGGGAAAGGGUUAUAUAAUAUUGUCUCU
Sturnus vulgaris (Common starling) is the source of this 2689-nucleotide messenger RNA. NCBI's taxonomy places the organism in Eukaryota, Metazoa, Chordata, Aves, Passeriformes, Sturnidae. The record is from RefSeq and is a predicted model, not a curated record.